AUGAGUGGUAAACAACAGCCCAAAAUUCUGCUUAAAUCUCGACCCACGGAUGAUUCCACUGCUGGACCCUCGACAGCAACACCCAGAAGAACGCCAACGAUCCUAGCUAAUGCUGCUCCCCAAAUCGCCGGUACGUCGAAGAGUAUCGAUUCCAGACAUGGAGCAACAUCGAAAACACUUCCGGUAACAACCGCUCCCGAUCCGUACAGUUACACGCCCAUGGAUGGGUCUCUGGUGUUGUUAAAGAACCAUAAUGCGAUCAACUACCGCACGCUAGACUUUCUUCACGAAACCAACCAAGAUUACGUAGUGAUUGGAACGAUAGGCAUGCCUGGUGUAGGCAAGUCCACGAUCCUGAAUUUACUCAACACAAACCUUUACUCACCGGACCAGAGUGACAGCAAAGCGGUUUUUCCCGUGCACGGUGCAAUCAACAUUGCUGGCGAAAAUGAAGUACGAAUGCAUAUCACUGAGGAUCGACUAAUUUUGUUAGACUGUUGCGAGCCAGUGUUUGGCCAUGCUAGAAAAGACUUCAUCCAGCACGAACAAGAUGAGCUGAAGAAGCUGAUGAUACUGCUGCGAAUUUGUCACGUAAUUUUUGUCGUGCAGGAAGAAUACUAUAACAUCCGGCUAAUGCGUAUGCUUAUGUGGGCAGAAAUGAUGACGCAAGUGCACAGCAAGCUUCCGACGAAGCUGGUAUUCAUCCGGAACAAAGUUGUGCCACACAGCGAAAAUCAUGAUCCACGUGAGAGGAUGAUCAAUUUGUACAGACAAAUGUUUCUCAACGCUUCCUCGGUUUCGGUGAUGAGCACCACUUUCGGUGGAGAUUCCGGAAUGCAGGAGGAGGAAGUAUUCAAUUUCGUUGAAUUUCCCGUACUGGAAAAAGGGUGUGAUACUGUUGUCAUUACGGAGCAUUUAAAAGAAACAAUAUUGCUGCUUCGGCAAAUGGUGUACGCUGGCCGGAACACCAUUAUGGGGCACAAUAGCUCGGAAAAGGCAUGGGGCCAAGCGUUGGUCAAGCUUGUCGAUUGUCCCGAGAGUAAUUUUUUCGUCGACAAGUAUGAAAAGUUGAAAGAAAAGUACAACCUUCAUAAUCACGUUAAAAUUGUGGAACAUCCCUAUCGCGAAUCAACGGGGUUGCACUUUGUGGAAUAA
Anopheles marshallii is the source of this 1155-nucleotide messenger RNA. Its product is annotated as nonsense-mediated mRNA decay factor SMG9-like. Lineage: Eukaryota; Metazoa; Arthropoda; Insecta; Diptera; Culicidae. The transcript is spliced from 3 exons. Gene Ontology annotation, biological process: nuclear-transcribed mRNA catabolic process, nonsense-mediated decay. The record is from RefSeq and is a predicted model, not a curated record. The coding region runs from base 1 to 1155 and encodes 384 amino acids.